GCAGUACCACGAGUGUUGCAAAAAUAUAGCGACUGGGGUCGGAUACUCAAUGUCACGGAGUUUUACAAGCGAACAGACAGACAAUAGCCACUUUUGCAUCACCAAUGUGGUUAUAUUUGGAUACAUAUAGGAUAAUUUUCGAUAAGGCCAUGGCCUCUUGAAGAGGUCCCCCGACCUUCCUCCCAGCCUCCUCUGUAGUAACAGGUCAGCUGAAUACCAUGUCUACCCAGAUCUGUCGAGUGGCAGAGUUGAUGCGCUCUGCUUGCUGCCAGAGCAUCAGAAGUAGUUCCUGUUUGCACAAAGCAGUGUUGACCCCUGUGGGUUAUUCCGGCCCGCGUGUCCCUGGGGCUCCUAUGCUUCAUAGAAGGGCCUACAGCCUGGACUCUCUCUCUUCGGGUCCUGGCCGACCCACACUUGGGCCAAGCUCCCAGCAGCCUCAUGCAGAGAGGACAGCCAGCUCCUCAGCGCUUGCACACAGGAACCUGUCUGCUGUGGCUGUACAGGACCAACGUCGUCCUCCGUGCCGGUAUGACUUCCUGGAACUUGGGGAGGUAGAGGAGAAUAAACGUCGUGCUCUGGCCUGUAAAAAAAUUCGACACUUCAUCGUGGACCCAGACCUGGCUGAAUUGGUGACGCAGCAUCUACGUCCUGAGGAUACUAAAAGUCUUAUUUUUGAAUGUAACCCAGGUCCUGGGGUGUUGACAAAAACACUGCUAAAUGCUGGCGCUCAGAGAGUUGUGGCUCUUGAAGGGGAUAGGCUAUUCCUAAAUGAUCUGCAGGAGUUGGAAGGUCGCCUUGACGGUCAGCUGGAGGUAGUUCUCUGUGACUUUUUCAAACUAGACCCCAUUGGCAAUGGACACCUUAAACCCCCGGUGAUGUUAACUGACAAACUGUUUACUGACCUGGGAAUAUCAGAAGCCAGCUGGACUGAUGACGUCCCAGUGAAGGUAGUGGGCAUCCUGCCUCUGCGUAAUGAGCGCGGCAUGCUGCUGAAGAUGGUUUACGCUUUGUUUGAGCGGCUGUCUGUCUACAGAUACGGAAGAGUAGAGCUCAACCUCUUCAUCAGCGAGAAGGAAUACCUGAAACUGGUAUCCUGUCCAGGUGAAAUGAUGCACUACAGAGCCUUCAGUGUCCUCUGGCAGAUGGCCUGUGAUAUCGAACUAAUACACAAGGAGCCCUGGGAGUCAUUUGUGAGAUCUUCAAAAAGCAGAGUACACAGCACCAGGGGCAGGCUUACCAAUGACCACUUAUGUCUGGUCCGUCUGCGUCCGCGGGCUGAUCUGUUCUCUGCGGGCCUCACGCCUUCGAAUGCUGCAACUCUGCUGAUGAUGAUCAAACAGUGUCUGGCCAAGAGGAAGGUCAAGCUCAUUGACAGGCUCAACCUGUGGUCUCCAGAUAGUGGAGGUAAGCUGUUAUCGGAGUUGGGCAUGCCGGAGGGCAUCCUGACGGGCAACGUAUAUCCAGAGGAGUAUCUUCGACUGUUCCAGCUGAUGGACAAGAGUCAGGAGUUCAAACAGAGCUGGCUUUAUGAAGAGAUCCUGGAGAACACACAGAGGGAGGGUUGGGGCUAAUUAUAUACACACAGGUAUUUUAGUUAUAGUUGUAUACAAGUUGAAUACACAAGUUAAAAUGUAUGUGUAUGAUUUAGUGAUAAUGUAAUAUGACAAAGAAUAACUGUAAUGUAAUAAAAUGCUGAUACAGAUUAUACAUGCAUACAUACAAGUAGUAAUACGUUAAAUGUUCCAUGAAAUGGAUGCAGCAGGCCUCUGCAGUGAAAUAAUUCAAACACAUGAUGCAGAAUAAAGGUCUGCAUGGUCAAAUAGGCUGGAGGAAAAAUAAGCCUCAUGGUUGCACCAGGUCAUGCUGAUAUUUUAAAUCAGCAAUGUGCAUAUUAUCGAAUGAAUAAUCCAAUGGCAGUUUUGCUGAUGCCGUAAAGUGUGACAGGAGUGUCACAACAAAGCCUUGCUUGUACCUUGUUUUGCAUAAAUGUACACCUGGAGUAGCAGUACAGAGAGAAGGUGGAAGGAAGUUGUUUAUUUAUAUUCGUUCUGUGUGUCUAUUAUUUCAAUGUCUGAAAUGUUAUGUGAUGUGUAAGCUGCGUGAUUUGUAAGAAAAACAUUAAAUCUGAAUUUCCAUA
Molecule: messenger RNA, 2137 nt
Organism: Pseudoliparis swirei
Lineage: Eukaryota; Metazoa; Chordata; Actinopteri; Perciformes; Liparidae
Gene: tfb2m
Product: transcription factor B2, mitochondrial
Exons: 10
Coding region: 219-1571 (450 amino acids)
Biological process (GO): rRNA methylation; transcription initiation at mitochondrial promoter
Cellular component (GO): mitochondrial matrix
Molecular function (GO): rRNA (adenine-N6,N6-)-dimethyltransferase activity; mitochondrial transcription factor activity
Source: RefSeq, a predicted model, not a curated record